Exophiala aquamarina CBS 119918 is the source of this 1272-nucleotide messenger RNA. Its product is annotated as murein transglycosylase. The transcript is spliced from 2 exons. The record is from RefSeq and is a predicted model, not a curated record. NCBI's taxonomy places the organism in Eukaryota, Fungi, Ascomycota, Eurotiomycetes, Chaetothyriales, Herpotrichiellaceae. Gene Ontology annotation, cellular component: fungal-type cell wall. Gene Ontology annotation, molecular function: glycosyltransferase activity; hydrolase activity, hydrolyzing O-glycosyl compounds. The coding region runs from base 1 to 1272 and encodes 423 amino acids. Gene Ontology annotation, biological process: carbohydrate metabolic process; fungal-type cell wall organization.
AUGCAUUCCCUCGUCCCCUCUAGCAUCGCCCUGCUCUCGCUUCUGUCCACCUCCUUUGCCCAGACAUUCACAUCAUGCAAUCCCUUGGAGAAAGAUGACUGUCCUGAUAUGCAGGCGUUGGGCGUUUCCAACUACAGCAUCGAUUUCCGAAAGAGUAUGAUGUCCGACGAAGUAUGGAACACAACUGCAGGAACGGUGGAUUUCGACAACCCGGGCGCACUAUUUACCAUCAACAAGCGAGGAGACGCUCCCACAGUCCAGACCAACUUCUACCUCUUUUUUGGCCAGGUCGAGGUCAUCAUGAAAGCGUCUGUCGGUCAAGGUGUUGUAUCGUCGAUAGUCAUGCAGUCGGAGGAUCUAGACGAAGUAGAUUGGGAGUGGAUCGGAGGAAAUGAUUCAUACGUACAAACAAACUACUUCGGCAAAGGCAACACCUCCAGCUUCGAUCGUGCCGUCUGGCACCCUGUCAGCAAGCCCCAAGACGAGUACCACAAUUACACCGUAGACUGGUCGAGAGAACAGCUCGAAUGGUUUAUUGAUGGCCAGUCCAUCCGCGUGCUCAAGGCUGAGGAUGCCAACGGAGGCAAGAACUUCCCCCAGACGCCCUGCAACGUCCGUCUGGGAAUCUGGGCCGGUGGUGAUCCUAAGAACCCCAACGGUACCAUUGAAUGGGCUGGUGGCGAAACAACCUAUGAUGAUACACCAUACACCAUGACCGUCCAAUCUGUCCGCGUCAGUGAUGCAACUCAAGCCACUCAAUAUCAAUGGGGUGACCGAACCGGCAGCUGGCAAAGCAUCAAGGUCGUCAACAACACCGAGCCGAUCAAACUUGACGGUCAGAACAGCGGGUCCACGGUGCAGAGCAUCGAGCAGAAAUGGAACGGACUCAGCGCGCAGACCAAAUACAUCAUCGGCGGCGUCGUGGGUGGCGUGGUUCUCCUCGCCAUCCUCAUCUUUGCUUUCUGCUGCAUCCGCCAACGCCGGGCAGGCAAGCACGAGAAGCUGAUCGAGGACGCCAAGUACGAGAAGAACGCCGCCGAGGUCCUGGCCUACCGCAACGGCAUGUCGCGCAUGCGCACUGAAACCUUCAACAAGGGCGGCGUCCAUGUCACCGCUUCGCCAGUCAUGGGGAAUGCCGGUGCGACCAUAUACCAGAACCGCGGCCAGACACAGCCCAUGAUGGGACCUGGCGCCAUGAGCCCCAACCCGGGCUAUGGCUAUGCACAAAGCGUGUCCUCGUAUGGAAGUCGAGGCGGAUAUCAGAAAUACUGA